CUCCUGGUCAUCACAUUUGUUAGUUACUUUGGCUCCAAACUUCACAGACCAAAAAUCAUUGGAGCAGGCUGCCUGGUCAUGGGAGUUGGAACACUGCUCACAGCGCUGCCACAGUUCUUCAUGGAGAAGUACAGCUAUGAGAAAUAUGAGAAGUACUCUCCCUCCGCCAACCUUACUCCCAACAUCUCUCCGUGCCAUCUGGAGUCCAGCAGUCUGCCACCAAGCUUAGCCACAGGGAAAUCACCAAGCAAAAUGAAUGAUGAAUGCAAAGGGGAUGCCAGCUCCUCCAUGUGGGUUUAUGUCUUCCUGGGAAAUCUUCUGCGAGGAUUAGGGGAAACUCCCAUCCAACCCCUUGGCAUUGCCUAUCUGGAUGACUUUGCCAGUGAAGACAAUGCUGCUUUCUAUAUUGGGUGUGUGCAGACAGUGGCAAUUAUAGGGCCCAUUUUUGGCUUCCUCUUGGGUUCAUUAUGCGCCAAACUGUAUGUUGAUAUUGGCUUUGUAAAUCUAGACCACAUAACCAUCACUCCAAAGGAUCCCCAGUGGGUUGGGGCCUGGUGGCUUGGUUACCUAAUAGCAGGGCUCCUAAGUCUCCUUGCAGCUGUUCCCUUUUGGUGCUUACCCAAGACUCUACCAAGAUCCCAAAGUAUAGAGGACUCUGGAUCCUCAUCUGAGAAGUCCAAGUUCAUUAUAGAUGACUCUAUUAACUACCAAAUGGCCCCUGGAGAAGAAACAAAAAUCAUGGAAAUGGCAAGAAAUUUUCUUCCAUCCCUGAAGACUCUUAUUAGAAAUCCAGUAUACAUCUUAUACCUGUGUGCAAGCACUGUUCAGUUCAAUUCUCUAUUUGGUAUGGUGACAUAUAAACCAAAGUACAUUGAGCAGCAGUAUGGGCAGUCAUCCUCCAAGACCAACUUUGUCAUUGGGCUUAUCAACAUUCCUGCAGUGGCCCUUGGAAUAUUCUCUGGGGGAAUAGUUAUGAAAAAAUUCAGGCUGGGAGUUCUCGAAGCUACAAAACUCUACUUGGGAUCAUCUGUCUUUGGCUACCUCCUCUUCCUCUCUCUGUUUGCGCUGGGAUGUGAAAAUCCUGGUGUGGCUGGACUGACUGUGACCUACCAAGGAACCAAACCUGUUUCUUAUCAUGAACGAGCUCUCUUUUCAGAUUGCAACUCAAGAUGUAAAUGUUCAGAGUCAAAAUGGGAGCCCAUGUGUGGGGACAAUGGGAUCACAUAUGUGUCAGCUUGUCUUGCUGGUUGUCAAUCCUCCAGUCAGAGUGGAAAGAACAUUAUGUUUUCUAACUGCACUUGUGUGGGACUUGCAGCCCCUACGUCAGGAAACUGGUCAGGCAUGAUGGGCAGGUGUCAGAAAGAUAACGAAUGUCCCCAAAUGUUUCUGUAUUUCCUUGUGAUUUCAGUCAUCACGUCAUAUACCUUAUCUCUAGGUGGCAUACCUGGGUAUAUAUUACUCCUGAGGUGCAUUCAACCACAUCUUAAGUCUUUUGCUCUGGGAAUCUACACCUUAGCAGUGAGAGUUCUUGCAGGAAUCCCAGCUCCUGUAUAUUUUGGUGUUUUGAUUGACACUUCAUGCCUCAAAUGGGGGUUUAAGAAAUGUGGAAGCCAAGGAUCCUGCAGAUUGUAUGAUUCUCAAGCUUUCAGACACAUAUACCUGGGACUAACCACCCUCCUUGGUAUGGUGUCCAUUUUCCUAAGCAUGGCUGUGCUUUUUAUUUUAAAGAAAAAGUACGUUUCAAAACACAGCUGCUCCAUAGCCACAAGAGGCAAAGCAGUGGCAUCUUCAAGCUUCAGGACGGAAGCACGUGCUGCAAGGGAUCGUGGGCAACAGCCCAAGUACUGGCCCGGCAAGGAGACGCGACUUUAGGAAAAUCACAGAAAACAAACAAACACUGAGGUCAUUUUAUCCAAUACAUGAAUGUUCUGCAAACAAAUAAAAUUAUAAACAAAAGGGCUUCCCCAUGUAACAUCUUUCUCCUUUUAAAAGUGUGUCUGCUUUUCUUUUGUUUUUUACUCUAAGCUAUAGAUGGUAGACCUCAAUAAAUAUCACUAAACAUAGAGAUGAAAAAAUGACUUUAAAACCUUUAACUUAUUUAUAAAUUCCUUUUAAUUAUUUUUUCAUUUGUGCUUCAUCUGUGUGGUGUCCGUUGAUAUGUAAGAUGUAUUCCUGGGGGGGGGGUCUCUCAUGUCAGAUUAUGAUAUGUUCUCAUUAAACUGAGUCACUUGUCCAGAAUACACUUUGAGUCGUUCCUAAGGAGAGCCAUUGGUUCUAGAUUCUUCUUGAAAUGCAGCAGUUGAUACAGAAAAGGUUCGUGACAGAGUGGCCUUGAAAGGCUAUUUUAAGUUAUUAGUUUCCCUCACUAAUCAUUUACAUCUGUUCAUUGUGACAUUAGAAGCAUCCAUGGUCAUAUUGUUGUUACUGUCACUGUGCUUUGUUGUCUGUGCAUUCAAUGAAUUAAAAUAUUUGAA
Molecule: messenger RNA, 2474 nt
Organism: Chionomys nivalis (European snow vole)
Lineage: Eukaryota; Metazoa; Chordata; Mammalia; Rodentia; Cricetidae
Product: solute carrier organic anion transporter family member 1C1-like
Exons: 12
Coding region: 79-1872 (597 amino acids)
Biological process (GO): transmembrane transport; sodium-independent organic anion transport; bile acid and bile salt transport
Cellular component (GO): membrane
Molecular function (GO): protein binding; bile acid transmembrane transporter activity
Source: RefSeq, a predicted model, not a curated record